Messenger RNA from Rhododendron vialii, 7738 nucleotides. RefSeq lists its product as uncharacterized. NCBI's taxonomy places the organism in Eukaryota, Viridiplantae, Streptophyta, Magnoliopsida, Ericales, Ericaceae. Bases 1909 to 6510 code for a protein of 1533 amino acids. The transcript has 18 exons. Gene Ontology annotation, molecular function: chromatin binding; ATP-dependent chromatin remodeler activity; histone binding. Gene Ontology annotation, biological process: chromatin remodeling; negative regulation of transcription by RNA polymerase II. The record is from RefSeq and is a predicted model, not a curated record. Gene Ontology annotation, cellular component: nucleus; chromatin.
UGUAUUUAUGUAUAAACAGAUGUGGUCUGCCUCUCAUCCCUCCAAACCCAAAUCCCUAAUUUCUCAGACUUUUACUUUUCAUCAAAUUGCUAAGAUCUUAAGUGGAGACGUUUUUGGCCUUUUAGAUUUUCCUAGGUAAUUGGCUAUGGGUGUGGUUAACCGUAACAAAAAUCACCAGCAGUUAUCAACUAAACAAACCUCUCAUUCCCGAAGCCAGAAGGUUUCACUAGCAAACAUUCCGGGGUUGUUUGGUAAAGGUUUCGAGAGAGUUUUUUUUUUUGGCAAUAAGUGGAAAGAGAUUGAAAGAGAUGAGAGUAAUAGUGAAAGAAAACUUAUUGAAAACCGUGUUUAGAGAGAGAGAGAGAGAGAGAGGGAGUUGGGGUUUUGGGAACCCAAGUUGGUGAGUGAUAUGUUCGUGAGUAAUAUAGGUGAGGGAUAUGUUGUGUUGUAUGUAUUUGUCUUGCCUGUGCACCGAACGGGUAUAAUGCUAGUGUAUUCGUGUAUAGAUGUUGCUGUGUUAGGAUUAUGGAGUUGUAGACGAAUUUACGGAGGAGAAAUGAAAUAUAAGGGAUUUGCCUUCAGAAUUUUUUUUGGUUCUUCUUCUUUUUUUUUUUCUUUUUCCCGUCCAUAUAUAUUCUCAACAGAUCCUUACUCUAAAUAGAAGCUCCGAUUCAAAUAAAAGAAGUUGGGGCCUCCUGGUUAUGUAUGACCAGUAUUUUGAUGCAGAGACAUGAACUUGGACUGAGAUGUGGAUAGCCUCUGUCCAUUGCUAUUUCCCCCCCCCCAUUUUUGUAGAUGAACCAGAAUGACCAAAACCUAACCCAAUUUGGGGCAAUGUGUGUAACAGGUUUUGCAUCACUAUUUUAUCAUUUCUCCUACAGUCCUUUUUUCUUUUAUAACCGGACGUGGCCGGCUUGGUCGACUAAGAUGUUCAAAAUGGUGAGAUGAAACUCGAAUGGCAUUUGGAUUUACUACCUUGUUCUGGUGAAUAUACGCACGACUUGCAUUUGAGGAAUUUCCUUAGGUUGUGUUUGGAUCAAGGAUAUGGGACGCAAUUUGUGAAGAGCUAGCAGAGGGAACAGAAAACGAGAAUUCAAUGUCUUCGAAAAUUCAAUGUGUAUUUCUAUCUUUUCUUUGCACUUGACAAAUUGCUUCACAAAUCCUUGAACCAGAUAUGACCUUAGUGAUAUUGAAAGGAAACAGGAACCACUGUUAUCAAGUGAUGUGCAGUGAUCUUCGGAUAUAUGGUGAUUCCUAUUUGAGUUCCUUAUUUAAUUGUUCUGAACAACCUUAUUUUGUUUUUAGUUUUCUAUUUCUCUGGUAAUUUGAUAAAUGUACACUUGCUGGAGAAUUAAACUGUGAGUAAGUUGGUGCAGCUGUAUGUUUCUUUGGAUUGCUGGUUUUGUGAAUUAGCUGAAACAGACUGAUUUACUUUUUAUUGACAUGGCAUGAAAUUAUCUUACCAGUUCUGGUUGGCUGUAAUAGUGAUCCGCAGUGAAUUUUAUAGUUACGUUGGCAUUUAUGGCUGAUUGCCAAGGUAACUUGGCCUUCCUAUUCUCAUGGCUUCAUUGCACAAUCCAUGCAGGACGUUUCUGUUACUAGGUGGAUGUAGGUUUUCUGAAUACUAUUACAUGUUUUCAGUGCACAAUGUGUGUUGGUUUUGUGCUGUUCUUGCAGGAAGAUAUUUUUUAGGCAUUGAAUAAGCUUUUCUGCAGUGAACAUAUAGCUUUAUCAUUUGAAAUUCUGCCCAAUUUUAGAUUUUAUACGAUCUCAUGAUGGCCAAUGGGUAGUGGAAAGAAAGUAAAAUAUAGCUUGAAUCUUCUCUUGAUACCAUGGUGUUGGAAUUUCUUUUUAACACUUUAAUUCUGUUAAAGCAUAGCAAGUUUUUGAUUAUCUGCAGUUUAAAAUAUGGAAAAUAGACACUGUUGCAAAAAUGAUGACAAUGGCUUGAAAAUUGAGGAUGUUGGCGGCCAAGUUCCCACCACUUUGGAAUCUGCAACAACUAAUUUAUAUGGCUCAAGAAGAGCAACAGGAGAAACACCUUCAGAAACUCUGCUCAUCUCGAGUCCUUCCUGUGGAAAGGGAAAACAUAAGGAGAAGCAAAUGCAAACUCUGGCCAGGAGGACUCUGGAAAGAGUUGGGACAAGGGAGAAUAUUGAGACGGCGAAGAGUGGGAAGCAUUCAAGACUUGAUACCAGAGAAUUGUUCAAAUGCAAGAAGCAGGGCCUGAAGCCUGUGUCUAAAAGUUUUGGAAAGAACAGAUUGGAUGCCCAUUCAUAUAAACAACUUCUCAGAUCAAGGGCACUGAGGGGUAAGGUGACGGAGCUUUUGCUUCAAAGGAGAGAUAAAAUGUCUGGAGAAGGUGGUGAGUUUAUUGUAACUAAUGGUUCCCCUGAAGUUGAUAAGGGGGUGGCUGAGACCCGUCCUUCAAAUUUGAAAAUGCAAAGGUUAACUGUGAAACCAGGCCGUGAUUUUAGUACUGUCACUCUUUCAAAGGAUGGAAUGGGCUUUGAGGCUGGGCUCAGCUUGGAAUGUAGGGAAGAAAAGAAUGGUGAUGUCCAAUCAACAGAGUCUCAACCUGAAAUUGAUAGAUGUAUUAUCUGCAUGCUUGGUGGAAAGCUACUGUGCUGUGAUGGACGCGAGUGCAAAAAGAGCUUCCAUCUCUCUUGUCUUGAUCCUCCUUUCACCCAUGCCCCUCCUGGAGUUUGGCAUUGCAGUUGGUGUGUUCAAAAGAAGUUACAAUCCGGUGUGCAUGCUGUGUCUGAAGGAGUAGAGUCCGUAGUGGAAGAUAGAGAGGUGGAGUCAGAUCAUGAAAUGCAGAGGCAGAAGGAAUUCUUGGUUAAGUACAAAGGUCUUGCUCAUGUGCACAACCGUUGGAUACCAGAAGAAAAGAUAAAAGUGGAAAAUCCAGAGCUUCUUGCAAAAUAUAGUCUUGCAAAAUAUAAGAGAUACCAGAGAUGGAAAACUGAGUGGACGUUACCAGAUCGUUUACUACAGAAAAGGUGGUUGUGUUUACCUAAACAAUGCAACAAGGAUUGGGAGGACCUUACCAGUUCGUUUACUACAGAGUGGCUCGUGAAAUGGACUGGUCUUGGUUAUGAUCAUGCAACGUGGGAGUUAGAGAAUAGUUCCUUUAUGAAGUCACCUGAAGCUGUGAAGCUCAUUGGAGAAUUUGAAGGUCGGCAUAAGGGUGAAAAGAGAAUCUCGUGUCCUUUUGAAGGAGAUAAGGGAGGGGAAGUUACAUUAUCUGGAGGCUCACCAGGGGUACAACAUGAACCUAGUAGUAACAUCAACAAGCUUCGUGAAUUUUGGCUAAGAGGGCGGAAUGCUCUUGUAUACGAUGAUCAGGAGCGCAUUGUAAAUGUGAUCUUGUUCAUCUUAUCCUUGCAGGAUAAUACUCUGCCUUUUCUAAUCAUCACCACAUCCUCUUCUCUUUCCACAUGGGAAGCUGAGUUCUCACAGCACAAAUCAGAUAUUAAUUUUGUUGUCUAUAAAGGGAACAAAGAUGUACGAGCUAGUAUCAGGUCUCUGGAGUUCUACAAUGAAGAUGGUUGCCUAAUGUUUCAAGUACUAUUAUCACCUAUUGAUGCUGUUCUUGAGGAUUCAAGGAUAUUAGAUGGCAUUAAAUGGGGGGCACUCAUUGUAGAUGAGUACCAACGAAGUUGUAUGUCUAGCCAUCAUGAACGAAUAAAGGAACUAAAUGCACAUAUGAAGCUACUUCUUGUCAACAAUAGAAUCAAGAAUAUGAGAUAUGAGUACCUUCAUCUGCUUUCCAUCCUUGAUUCGGGACGGGAUGGGGUUGAAGAAAAAGCUUCUGAGAAUGACUCUAAGAAUGAUAUUUGCAAGCUGAAAGCGAAAUUGGCUUCUUUUGUUGCGUUUGAAAGCAAGCCUCGUACUUCAAGGUUUGUUGAAUAUUGGGUUCCCGUCCAGCUUUCAAAUGUACAACUUGAGCAGUAUUGUGCUACAUUGCUGUCAAGUGCAACGCUGCUUUGCUCGCAUUUGAGGAAUGAUUUGGUCGAUUCCCUUCGCAAAAUUCUUAUUAUGACAAGAAAGUGCUGUGACCACCCCUAUCUUGUGGAUACGGAGCGUUCUUUGCGAGCAUCUAUUAUCAGAGAUUUUCCCGUGAGUGAGCAUUUAGGUGCUGAGAUAGAAAUGAGUGGAAAACUGCAACUUCUUGACAAGUUCCUUUUCAAGAUUAAAGAACGAGGUUUAAGGGUGCUGAUUCUUUUUCAGUCGAUUGGUGGUUCUGGAGUGAUAUCUACUGGAGACAUUUUGGAUGACUUUGUUCAUGAAAGAUUUGGCAAAGAUUCUUAUGCACACAUUGAUAGUGGAAAAAUCGCCCAUUCGAAGAAGCAAGCCACCCUGGAUUGUUUCAACAAUAAAGAGAGCAACAAGUUUGUGUUUUUAAUAGAAAGUCGGGCUUGUCUUCACAGCAUUAAGCUUUCUUCUAUAGAUCUAGUUGUCCUAUUUAACAGUGAUUGGGACCCACUGAAUGAUCUAAGAGCCCUCGAGAAGAUCACUAUUGAGUCGCAGUUUGAGGAGUUGAAAGUAUUCCGUUUGUAUUCGUCUCAUACUGUGGAGGAGAAAGUACUCAUUCUUGCCAAGGAAGGUCUCCCUCUUGAUAGCAAAAUUGAGAAUAUAAUCCGGAGUACUUGUCACAUGUUGCUAACUUGGGGUGCUCUACAUCUAUUUAAUAAGCUUGAUGACUUCCAUGGUGGCCAUAGCUCCUUAGUUUCACAUUUGAAUCUCACUUUUGAAGAGUUUUUGACAACCGAUGUGGUCACUGAGUUUUCAGCUUUGUUACCCAAUGACGGUGAGAAGAGGAAUCCUAAUAACUCGAUCAUUUUAGAGGUGAAUCGGACUGAAGGAGCUUAUCCCAGAAAUAUUUCAUUACCUGGAGAACUGGAUUUGGAAACUCAGUCAGUGGACAAUAUUUCAACGAUACAGCGAUUGUUGCACAACGAACCAACCCACGUCUUUUGGGAAAAUUUACUUGAUGGAAGGAAUCCCAGGUGGAAAUUUUUGUCUGGUUCAUCUCCAAAGAUCAGUCGACGAACCCAGGACUUGGUUGGCUCGCCAGAAGAACCUACAUGUAUGGAAGAUGGUGGAGGAAGGAAACGUAGGACGGUGGUCCAUAACACUUUUGAGCUUAUGUGUUCAAGUUCAUCUCCAAAGAUCGGUCAACGAACCCAGAACUUGGUUGGCUCGCCGGAAGAACCUACAUGUAUGGAAGAUGGUGUAGGAAGGAAACGUAGGACGGUGGUCCAUAACACGUUUGAGCUUAUGUGUUCAAAACCAAGGACGAAGAGGAACAGGAAACUGCAUUCUUGGGGCAAAGACAUCAACCUGGCUACUCAAUGUGUCUCAAGAGGAAGUAAUGGAACAAAUGCCUUAACCUUAGACCAAGAAGCCAGGCAGCGGUAUAGAGAAGUUAAUUCCAUCAUUGGAGAGGCGCCUACUUUGGAAUUUAGGAAACAACCUCAGCUACAUGUCUCUACUGAUGUUCCAUCGGAUGAAUGUGGCAUAACUAUAACCAAUGUGACUGCUUCCAUCUUGGUUCAAAACCAUCGGAGCCGUCAAUGUCAUCCCUCAGCACGACAGGCACAAGCACCAAUACCUCCAGCAAGAGUGGAUUCAACAGGAUUGCCAAAUUCAUUUCUUUGGCAACCUUUCACAGUUGGGUCUUUACAGCCGUCCAUAGGAGCAAUUGAAACAGGUGAGUCGAUUCAAAGCAUGGCCACUGUUCCAAAUGGAAACAACUCUCUGCAAGCUUCCCAUGUGCCUCAGCCAGAUCUGCUCCAAAUGGAAAUUGAAAGGAUACAGAAGGCUGAGGAGCAAGCUCUGAAGAUCCAUGAAGACACGAAAUUGCAGCUCAAAGUGGAAUGUGAAAAGGAGAUAGAUGAGAUACGUAAGAAGUAUGACAGGUUGCUUCAGCAUGAUGUGAUGGUUUUGUUGCAAAAGAAAAAGGAUUUUGAGACCCAUUACAACAAAAUUUAUGUGAAUAAGUUACUGGCCGAGACUUACGCACUAACCUAUGAGGGUGACAAGGCUGGGUUGCUCGGAACAGAACAAGCAAAUGUACCUGAGUUCAUGGAUGCGAUAUCUGAAUUCUAUCUUCAGCAAUCUGCUGUGAGGAAUAGUACGACAACUCUCGAAAAAUCUUCCAGCCCUUUGAUCCAUCGGAGGGGGAGCUAUGGUGGUGGAUGUGAACUUCGAGCCCCAGCUCCACACCUACAGCACUUGAGACCACCUUCCACAGAAGUGGGGCUGCCCCACCGCCUCCCAUCCCAUGCUCCCACAAAGUUGCCGAUUCACCGAGCUCCCAGUAAUUUGUCUGUACCGUCUUGUGGACUGGCUCAAGUAACUGAACCCGUCAAAAGCCAAUGGCGGAGUAGUGGGAUUAAUCAACCAGACAUCAUUACAGGGUUACCGGUUAUUGAUGGUUUUCUGCCCAUGGGCACCGAACUUCUGAGACAGUUCAUAACUCCUCUCAAAUUUACUUCUGCUUGAGUUACCAUCAAACUCAAUUAUUCUUUCCUGUCCCAAGGACUUGAUCAGGGAAAAGUCGGGUUUCUUCCGGGUGAUUAUGUGGAGAGAUGAACGCGGUUGGGGUGUUUAAAAGUUUGAAGACAGUUUUGUUCCAUUAGUCGUAGGGGACUCUCAGUUCUUCUGUAGAGGUUGAGCAAAGGAAAUGUACAGCCAUAGAUAGACAGAUAGCACACAUGUUCGAGGCAUCAUCUUCAGUUAGUUAUCACAGAAAAUGGUACAGCCGUUGUCACAAAAUAGGAAAAAUUCUCUCUUGUACUUCCAUCUGAUUUCGUGCACAAAUUACGGAGUAUUGCAUAUUAUACAGAUAUUUCAAGCAAUCAAAUUUUACAUGUUCUUGCACUGCUCCUUUGAAGUUUUCACGUUCGUUACGAGUCAAAUUUGCAAGGGCCAAGGUUUUGAUUGCAUAAAUUCUUGCAUAACAAAAAAUAAAAACCUAAUCACCAAUCCGAAUACAACGAGAGAAACUACAUUUCCGAGGAUUUAUAAGCACAAAACAAUAACACAAACCCUAGUAGUUCAUAAGCUCCAUGCCAAUUAAGGCACCACUGAAGCAAAAGAUCCUUUGCCAGCAGCCAGAAAACAUCAAUUUUAUGCACCUUCUUUGGCAAACAUAGUGCUGCAAAACUUAUCUUUCUAGAGGAAACUAAUUUGUACAGAGCAGAAAUAUUAACCAUGCCCUCUGCAAACAGUUAAGAGGCAAUCCCCAAGAGUUAAUAUAGACAAAGUAACGAGUAAAAAUAAAAUAUGAUACUUUUAUUCCAUCCGACAAAAUAAGAAUACGAAAGCAUAUAAGGUACUUUAUACGAGGAACAAAGUUUUCUUCUCCGCCGUUGAGCUAUUCAUGCCGGUUUAUCUUCUUAAAAAUCAUCACGGUGAUGUAGUCAUAUCCCCUCACAACUACAAAAAAAAAUUAAAAGCACAUAUCACAAGGAACUACUUGCAGUCCACUCGUCCAGCCCUUGCCAAAAUGUAUAUAAACCUAUAAAGAAGCACCUUUAGAGAUGAUCAAUAAUUGCUUUCGUAAAAUCAGUGGUCGAUGAAGAGCCACCUAGGUCAGCAGUUCGGUACUUCCCCUCGGAAAUGGUGUUAAGAAUAGCAUCCUGGAUCCGGUCAGCUUUAUCAUGCAGCUCAAGAUGGCGAAGCAUUGUGACCGAACUCAGUAGUAGAGCUGUCGGGUUUGCCAAAUUCU